UGCACUCCGGAUCACGAAGCAGCAAAAGAGUGUUGGUGGCAAGCAAAGCAAGAGAAGCAACGAUCUGCCAUCAAAGGCUGAGACAGUACAAACCUGACCCGAGGAACGGCAGCUACAGAGCACCAUGGCAUUUUCAGGGAUACUGAGCGACGAGGACAUCGAGGCUGCGGUCCAGGCUUGUCAAGCUCCAGGCACAUUUGACUUCAAGUCGUUCUUUGCUCAAGUGGGACUGACCAGCUCCUCCGAGGCAGAUAGAAAUAAAGUGUUUAUGGUCCUGGACCAAGACAAGAGUGGAUACAUUGAGGGGGAGGAGCUCAAGCUGUUCCUUCAGAAUUUCUCUCCGGGGGCGAGAGAGUUGACUGUGGCUGAGACCAAAGCUCUGAUGGCUGCGGGCGAUAAGGAUGGAGAUGGCAAGAUCGGAAUGGAAGAGUUCUGUGACAUCCUGGAAUAAAGAGGAUAAACAUCUUUGUGUUGUUUUUCCCUAUUUUAAGUGAAUGGGUUUGGUAUGAAAAUCCAGAUUUUCCAGAUUGAUUUAUGCAGAGACCAGAAACCUUGGAUAUUCUCUACCUGCCUGCUGCUCUCCCUGUUGAUGUGAUCCAAGACAGAUGUUUGGUGGACAGACGGCUUAAGAUGGAUGUUAUAGUGUGUGUUUGUGUGUGUGUGUUUAAUCAAUCAGUUACCUGGAAUGGGUUAAUAAAUGUAUUUAAGAUCUGA
Molecule: messenger RNA, 714 nt
Organism: Cyclopterus lumpus (lumpfish)
Lineage: Eukaryota; Metazoa; Chordata; Actinopteri; Perciformes; Cyclopteridae
Gene: pvalb5
Product: parvalbumin 5
Exons: 5
Coding region: 125-451 (108 amino acids)
Cellular component (GO): nucleus; cytoplasm
Molecular function (GO): calcium ion binding
Source: RefSeq, a predicted model, not a curated record